Anopheles merus is the source of this 2113-nucleotide messenger RNA. RefSeq lists its product as uncharacterized. NCBI's taxonomy places the organism in Eukaryota, Metazoa, Arthropoda, Insecta, Diptera, Culicidae. The record is from RefSeq and is a predicted model, not a curated record. The transcript has 7 exons. Bases 468 to 1877 code for a protein of 469 amino acids.
AUAUAGUUUAUACUGUCAUAGUUUCGAUAACGAAAUUCUAAACUUCUUUUACGAGUCCACACGUUGAACUUAAGCGGCAAGUUAUCGAAUUUGAGCUCACUGAAAUGGUAAAGUUGCCCAUCUCGGUGAGAGUGUAGCGAAAAAUAUGAUUACAAUCAAAGGACUUUCCGACAAACUUCACAUCGAAAAGCACGUCCUUGCAAUUGGAAGGAAGAAACUAAAAGAAACAAUAAAGGAUUAAGAUUGCAAGUACUAUUGAGACCUUUGCAUAUUGCGGUAAUAUCUUCGUCGAGAUUACUGUUCGGGUUGAUGAAUAGCACUAAACCUUUUAGCGGGUGUAAAGUUAGUAAUCUUCCAAUGUUCCUUAAGGAAGCUGGAAAUUUGAUUAGUACGCCCUUUGGCGUAGCAGAGCGAUAUUGCCGGAAAGGUGCUGUUCCAGCGAAGCAUUGAACUCUAUCGGACACAAAAUGAAUGGCACACAUUCACCCGACAUGAUUAGUCGGUUCCGCGACCUGAAGCUGCUCGAGUCAGGCGAAGGACCCCGGCCGGAACCAACACAGCAUGGGGAACCGACGCACCAUCGGCAUCAGCGAUCGUUCACCUCCCAGUCAGCGGCCACCAAGUCCCAGUUCAUUCCGGCCAUUUGUAACUUUCAAACGGCGCGGAAAAUGGCACAGGAAAACCUCGAGCACCAGCCGCUGCCGGAUGCAGUGAUUGAUAUUGCAUUUCGGAAAGCGCAGGCCGCCGGAUUCCCCAAUCCCGGCAUGGAGCUAAGCGUUGGACCGUACGCAACCGGCGUUGGUUGUAAGAACUACAAGGCAGGACCUACCAAGUGCACCAAGUAUCGUGUCUAUCGGCCAAAAACGUGCGGCGUCAUACCGAAGGUGCCGAGUGCGCUGGACACACCCGAGCGGCCGGAAAGUAUGCGCGUGAAGAAGAAGGUCGGUGCAAUGGAUUUGGCAAUCGGUUGGGAGUUUCGUACCAAGCACGAACCACGCUCACAAACCUACAUGGACGGCUCGAAACCCUCGGUGGCGCCUCCGAUAUUCGAAGUGGUAGAGCCGGCCAAGGACCUAAAUCUGCCCGCGGUGGUACACGCUGGAGGCGUCUUUUCCAACACCCUCGGGGAGGAGGACUUUUUCGACCGUGAUGUUAUUCGACAGCACAAGCGCCUGGUACGCCCGACCAGCAAUCGCUGCAAGUGUGGCAACAGUUCUGCCCGCUCGUCCAAAUCGCCAAACGCUGCUGGCCGGCAGCAGCAGCAGCGAAAGAAUGGUAGUGGAAGACAGGAUCGCCAACAUGAUCUGCCACAGCAGCAUCAGCAGAAACACCACGAGGAACCGACCACGAUGGAAAUCAACAAUAACAACCUGCCGGCAGUGCGUGGAUCGGCCCGAUCGCACGGCUCUUCACAGGGAAAGGAAAUUGCGGAACUCCAACGUCACGGUGGCAGCGCAAAUUCGAUGGAGCGCAAACUGCACGAGGCAGCGGCCAAGCAUGCGGAGCGGAUCGAACGCUUCUGUCACAAGUUCGCGCCCGAGGAGUUUCCGUACAACUUCCACCAGGAGUACCGGUGUGCGUUUAAGGCCGGCAUACCGCAGAGCAAUGUGUCGGGCACGCUGAGCAGCUUCGAUACCGGACCGAACGGAACGCAGCGCAAACCGGCCAACUACAAGAAGCUGCUGCACAUUCCCAAACCACGCGAGCCGUACACGAAGAAGAACUACGUUAUCGAUACGUUAGCGCCACCGUUUGCCUUCUGGAAGAAGGGUUCCGGCUAUCCGGACUAUUGGCGACUGAUCAGCGUCUAUCAGCAGGCGUACAAUAAGCCGAUCGAGAAGAGAAAGUACCCGCUUCUCAAGACCGUGUACCAGUAGUAGUGGACAGGACAGGGACGAGAAACUCCAUUAAGUCAGCUCAAUUAUUCAUAACCUUAUCAUAUACACAAACAUACACACAUACACUCAUACGUACACCUUUAGGUUCCUUAGGUCAAUUUUGAUUUGUCGAUUUUCACCAAUAGCAGAUUGUGUCAAGCCCUGUACUUUAUAGUCUGAUGCGGAAUGGAUAAUAAAACGGAACAUUUCGAGGAGUCUCCAGGGAGAGAUGAACU